Soboliphyme baturini is the source of this 1284-nucleotide messenger RNA. NCBI's taxonomy places the organism in Eukaryota, Metazoa, Nematoda, Enoplea, Dioctophymatida, Soboliphymatidae. The record is from the annotation of a GenBank genome assembly.
AUGGCCGACUGGUCUGAUGAAGGCUCGGAUGAUCUGUGUGAACUCAACGACGACAACAGCUUCGUUCAGAUGCUUCUUGAACCGAAUAACGCGCAGCUGCAGCGAUCGUUUUUUCCUGUUUCACCUCCACUCGAAAGUCGUGAAAUGCGGUUUUUCGCCUCGCCAUCAUCAUGUUCUAGUGACCCCGGUGACCGGCUGUUGAAAGUGCCUUUCAGUGCGAUCGUCAGUGACGAUCAAAAGCACGUAGGGAGUUCGGUGAACUUCAACUGCGAACACGGCGAACGGUUUUGUACCCUAGGUUAUUCGACUCAGGUUUCGGCUCACCCACAAAAGGCCAACUACGAGGGAUGUCCACAGAGGAACGAUAUUCAGUCAAUAAUGGGUUCACCAGGGAACUGUCCUAUUCUGCUGAAGAUUCCGUCGGAGCAGAGAACGCCAGUGCAGGACCACUGUGGCGAAAGAGUAUGGUCGCGUCCACUUCAUCUCGUUGCCAAUGGAGUUCAUGGAGACCGUGCUACUUUGCAGAAUAAGGCGUGGUUAAAAUUCGAUGUUAAUAGCGUCGAUUCGGCGUGGGACUCUGGCCCUGAUCAAUGUAGGCCAGAUGCGACCAGUUCUUACGUGGUACCAAAUACCUACCAUCAAAGCGAACCUUGCAUCAGGCCAGCGGUUGUGGACCAUGAUGACCAGCAGUCACAUGACGCUGCUACAGAAAUUAUGAAUUCAUGGCGCAGAGUCACGACGCCUGAAGUCGUGCCUGAAAGCCCCAUUGAACAUAUAAGUGAUCCAGACGAAGAUUCGUUCCCCAAAGACCUCAAUGAUUCUUCAACGAAAACAGGCGAUCUUGCAAAUGUCGAAGUCAUCACUUUGAGCGAUGACGACGAAAACACAGGACAAAAGAUCCCACAUGACCUCAGUGCCAGCAUUAACCAACACAAUGCCGCUGUCCGUUCUGCGUUCAUCUCAAGUAGUGAAUCAUAUCCGUCGCAAGCUCACGUAUAUCCGCCUAAUAAUUCUUUACACGAGCUUAUGAACAGAGAAGAUGGCUACAGAUCGGUCGAGGUCAUCGACAUCACUGACUCUGAGUCUGAUCGUGACUCAAACUCUGGUGAUUCUGCUGACGUGUCGGUUGUUGGGUUUCAGUGUAUUAACGCCAGCAAAACGAAUGCGAACGGUUCGCUCGGUUCAAGGACACCAGCCAGCGGCAGCAGACGCAAGCGUUCUUUGCGGCCAGAUUUAAUGAGAGGUACGCUAAGGGGUGUGUAUAUCUGUUCUCUGUGCUGCUAG